Messenger RNA from Aureobasidium musti, 993 nucleotides. Lineage: Eukaryota; Fungi; Ascomycota; Dothideomycetes; Dothideales; Saccotheciaceae. The record is from the annotation of a GenBank genome assembly.
AUGACGAGCGUUGCCAACACCUACCACAACCAUGCGGACGCCCUCGCAAGCCCGAGAGCCAGAAGAUCUUACAUCGAGGCUUCGAACGCUGCAAACUUUACCCGUAGCGCCAGUUACACAUUUCUGGGACAUGCAGCAACAAAGAACCCCGCCUACAACGCGCCCAUACCCAUUACCAACAGAGGCAGCUUUUGCGAACAGGAUUUGAUCGCUCCUAUGGUCGACGACAGCACCGACACAUCGCCGCCUGAGUCGUCCGGUUGGUCAACGCCUGCCGACGAUCAGAUGAUGCCUGUCAGCCUGCCUCAGGAUCUGGUUGCCGAACUACACAAGAGUCCCAAAAUCACUGUCACGGCGGAUAGCGAGCAUGAACCAAGUCCACCUGUCUCGGUCAAAGACGGGACAGCAAGCAUAGAUUCGGCCAAAGUCCUCCCUGCUCCUCNNGCUCCCCCCUCAAAAUCAAGGUCUUUAGCAAAACGCCUGAGCAGGAGAUUGUCCAGUGCUCCCCCUUCACGCUCUCCUUCACCAGCCAACAGAACACGCGAAACGAAACCCGAGGAGCCUGUCCAGAAUCCUGUCAGUGAUCCGACACCAGUAGCCAGCCGACCGGUGGUCUCUCGUAGGAAGUCGAUCUUCAGAAGACGAGAUUCGGAGAAGAACAAGGAAGAUGACACAGAAGCCGCAGAAAAUGGUGGUUUCUUGGCCAAANAAGGCACUGUGCUCAAGAGGAAGUCAUUUAAAGCGGCUGCCCCAACAGUGAGAGCAUCCAUGGAGGAGCCCACCAAAUCUCAUCCGCCGAUGCCACAGCUGCCCAAGUCCUUCUCCACGGACAGAUUACAUAAUACUGUCCAUUUGCAUCCUGACCAUGCGAACCCCAUGCCGCCAUUGGCUUCCACUGAGAAGUACCAGACUCUACCUGCGCUUUCUCUGCCCCGUAAAAAAGAUGAGCUAUGGAGUGUCUUCAGAUCGCUCGAUGGCGACUAUACCAAGUAA